GUGGACUGAGGAUGAGAAGUCUCUGUAGGUCCCCAUGCCAUGUUGGUGACCUUACUGAAGACGUACUCACUAUGGUAAUCAGAAGUACAGUAUUGACAGGCAGCCUCUAGACACGUCGUCUAGUGAUUAUGAAGGCACCUUUGUCCUUUUUGGAGCGAUGCUGACCUCCGUUUCCUGGACCCAUUGUGACUCAGCAGGGAAUUGGAGUCAUCUUCUGGCUGCCUUUGGAUCAAAAUGAACUCUCAGUUCGUCCUACAGCACCAUGUUUGCCUGCACACUGGCAUGCUUCCUGCCAUGAUGAUAAUGGACCGAACCUCUCAAACUGAGCCUUCACGUAAAUGGGUCCCGUCAUGCCUGCCAGUAAGAAGCCCGAGAGCUCAGGAAUCAGUGUGUCCAGUGGACUGAGUCAGCGGUACCGGGGCAGUGGUUUCUCCAAGGCCCUCCAGGAAGAUGAUGAGCUCGACUUCCCUCUGCCUGACAUCAGAUUAGAAGAGGGGGCCAUGGAAGAUGAGGAGCUGACCAACCUGAACUGGCUACAUGAGAGCAAGAACUUGCUGAAGAGCUUUGGGGAGUCGGUCCUCAGGAGUGUCAGUCCCGUGCAGGACCUAGACGACGACACCCCGCCAUCCCCUGCCCACUCGGACAUGCCCUACGAUGCCAGGCAGAACCCUAACUGCAAGCCCCCCUACUCCUUUAGUUGCCUCAUCUUUAUGGCCAUCGAGGACUCUCCGACCAAGCGCCUGCCAGUGAAGGACAUCUACAACUGGAUCUUAGAACAUUUCCCAUAUUUUGCAAAUGCACCCACUGGAUGGAAAAACUCAGUGAGACAUAAUUUGUCAUUGAAUAAGUGUUUCAAGAAGGUGGACAAAGAGAGGAGUCAGAGUAUUGGGAAGGGGUCAUUGUGGUGCAUAGACCCAGAGUAUAGACAAAAUCUAAUUCAGGCUUUGAAAAAGACACCUUACCACCCACCGCCGACUCCUCAGUCUUAUCAAAGCACGUCAGGCCCACCCAUCUGGCCCGGCAGUACCUUCUUCAAGAGAAAUGGAGCCCUUCUGCAAGAUCCCGACAUUGACGCUGCCAGUGCCAUGAUGCUUUUGAAUUCUCCCCCUGAGAUACAAGCAGGUUUCUCGCCAGGAGUGAUACAAAAUGGAGCGCGGGUGCUGAGCCGAGGGCUGUUUCCUGGCGUCCGGCCGUUGCCUAUCACUCCCAUUGGGAUGACGGCAGCCAUAAGGAAUAGCAUCACCAGUUGCCGGAUGCGGACUGAGAGCGAGCCGCCAUGUGGCUCCCCAGUGGUCAGUGGCGAUCCCAAGGAGGACCACAACUACAGUAGUGCCAAGUCCUCCAAUGCCAGGAGCACCUCUCCUACCAGCGACUCCUCCUCCUCGGCCGACGACCAUUAUGAGUUUGCCACGAAGGGGAGCCAGGAGGGCAGCGAGGGAAGCUUCCAGAGCCAUGAGAGCCACAGCGAGACGGAGGAGGAUGAGAGGAGAGCCGGCCAGAAGGAGGGCACGGAUGCCCUGGGGGACAGCGGGUACGCGUCCCAGCACAAGAAGCGCCAGCACUUCGCCAAGGCCCGGAAGGUCCCCAGCGACACGCUGCCCCUCAAAAAGAGACGCACAGAGAAGCCGCCGGAGAGCGACGAUGAGGAGAUGAAGGAGGCGGCCGGCUCGCUCCUGCACUUGGCAGGGAUCCGGUCCUGUUUGAACAACAUCACCAAUCGGACGGCCAAGGGGCAGAAAGAACAAAAGGAAACCGCAAAAAAUUGAAACAAGUCUCUGAUUUGUUUUGAACUUACGGCCAUUUGGUUUCAGCAUGUCAGGAGAUUUCUAAUGAUUUGUGGCAAUAUCAGCAAUUUUUUUUCUUUUUCUUUUUUCCUUUUGUUGGUUUGGUUUUCUUUUCUUUCCUUUUUUUUUUUUUUAAUUUACCCCCCACUCCUUUGGUUUUUGGACCCUUAAGAAUUUUCUGUUUAAAGGAGAUUGAAGCCAUAGAAACUCAUAUCGACACUCAGCCGUUUUACAAAAGCUUUUCUUUAUCUGAAUACAAAAACCGAAAGAAAAAAAAAAAGCCAAAAUUAACCAUUGCUUCCUGCAGCCUGUCAGAACCCUGUGGCUAAGCCACAGGGGUGUCCAUGUUAAUGCCACAGGAGCAUCAAGCACCACCUAGGCCGCACGCACAGAGUCCCCACGGCUCAGCCCAACCCUGAGAUUUAAGAAGUCAAUGGUGUCUGGAGUGAGACUGGGAAGCAGAGGCUGAAGAGCCCAUGUCCCCUAGGAACAGAUUAUCCCCUAGGGGUAACCCCGUGCUCUGGCCCUGGCAUCCCACCACACCAGAAAUGCCCGCAGCAUUGCUGUGUGGCAAGCCCAGGGUCUGACUGCCAGUCCUCUGCAUUUCUCAACCUUGAGCCUGGUAACAUCUCCCAAGUUGCAUACCAGACUGUUCUGGGUGUAUUAGGUGUCAGUGACUGAGGAGGGAAAACAGGGAUCCUUAGAGCCAUUGAUAACCACUGAAUUCUGCUCUAUGUUAAAUUAGGAAAACGUUCCAAAAGCCAUACGCCUGAAGGUUGGUCCUAUGUGUGUGUGUGUGCGCACACACACACACUCACACACACACACACACACACGACUUAAAGGUGAUGCAGAAAACAGGCUGUGCCCUCUUAACUGCCCAAGAAAUGGCAGUAGCUGUUAAGGAAAAAUGGUACAGAUUUUUUCCUCCUAAAUAAUCUGAUCCAAGUUGGGGGGGGGGGGUGCUACAGAAACUGCCAUUAGUAUUAUGGUGUCUUUUUAUGAGGUUAAAGGCACGUGGAUGGACUCAAAAACGCAAAAACGUGACAAACAAUUAAACUCCUGCACUGUCCUCAAAAAGGGUUUGCAAUUAAUAUCAGUACUCAUUUUUGCAACAAAGAAAAAAAAGAAAAGAUCUGUGAUUUUUCACGUUCAGCCAGUGUAGCCAGCAGAAAUUUCUGAUCCACAAACGCAUGGAUUUCUUUGAAGACAAAAAAAAAGAAAAAGAAAAAAAAUCCACAAAAACAAACUUUUUUUUAUUCAAAAUAACAAAGUUCUUGUAAGGUAAAUAAUGUAUUUAGCAUGAAGCAUGAAUUAUUUUCAUAUAAAUAUAGAAAAUAGAGAGAAGACUAUGCCUCUAAUUUUUAAGCCCUUAAGCUUAGAGGCCCUUUGUUCUUUUUCUUUCUUUUUUUCCUUUUCUUUUUUUUCUUUUUUUUUUUUUUUGUUAUUAUUUUGUUUCUUUUUUGUUUUUGUUUGUUGUUUUUGUUUUGAAGCAGGUGUUUAAGGUUUAACCUUCUUCAGGGACAAAUUCUGACUGUUGGGGAACUUACUCUGCAAUAUAAAUUAUCUUCAUGCUCUGGUAGGGGCUUGGCCGGUUGAGCUCUCUACUGCCUUGUCUGCACUCAGCCCCGACCCCCUCUGAUUCUCUACUGAAGAGUGUGUCCUUCCCUAUGUCUGUAUGUGUUUAACAUGACGCAAUAAUCCGAGGGCAAACUUAGUGUGUACGAUAGAAUCAGGAGAGUUAUGGGACGCUUACUUGAGGAAAGUCCUUACCGUGAUCUGGUUCUAGGAAAAAGUCAAUGGAUAUAAUUAUGCAAAUUCGCCAGAGGAAGGGGAAACAUGCUAAUGGGCCUUACUGGGUGAGGGUAAGAGAUGGGUACAUGGGUAGGAGGAAGUUCAUGAUGGAGGGGUGGGAUGGGGCAGCCCCGCCCGCGCGGCCUGCUGUGCCUUCGCAGUGAGGAGGGGGCUGGCCAUCCCUGCCACUUCAGCACAGUAGCCACCUUGGGACUAAGACCACCUGGAUAGUGAGAGCUGGAGAGCUGAACACCACAUCACACAGGCCAGAAACUCCAGUUACCUUUGCCAAACAAACAAACAAACAAAAAAAUCAAAAAAAAAAGUUUUUCCUUGAGAUCUAAAGAGAAAACCCUAAAACAAUGUGGCCUCUGGUCCAAAUGGACAGAACUUUUAAAAAUAAAAACACAACCGUGGCUCAGGGUCAGAUGUUUGGAAGAGAGAGGAAACUAAAGUGACCUUGAGCUCUUGAAACAGGGCAGUAGUGGGCCUUUAAUGCCAUGUCCAUCUGUCUGUCAGUACCAGGUACCAUGGCGGCCGCAGCCGUCUGAAAGGACAGGAGUCUGGAAGGUUAUCUGGUGCAUUUCCCCCUACCUAGCCUGAGGGCGGCUCCCACUUCAUGGCUGGCCAGAUUUCCUCCCACAUGGCCCACAGGCGGGGCUCUCAGCAUGGGGGUUCAGGGUUAGAGGAGAGCACGCAUGUGUUCUGCACAAACCCCUGACACCCUACAAGCCAUCCACAGCUCUGGAACCCUGAGCCACGCUUUGGUUUCCGCUGUCACCUUACAAGUCCAGAAGACCCCACCCCCACCCCCAAGAUGUUCAAACUCAGACCUGAAGGUAAAGGUAGCACUGGCGCCAUUUCUGGCAGGGGACUUCUUCCGAUGAGAACCCCACUCGGGCUGUCUGCCCUCGUUUCAUUUUUUUCUGAAGGGGCAGAGGCCUCUUUCAGAGGUAACAAGAUGCAGUGUGUGUGUGAUUUACUUUUCCGAUCUCGCUGAGAUCUGAAAAACUCUCUUAUACAAGUGUGUUCUGAACCCCAGAACCACUCCGUUUGCAUAAAUACCUCAUUGGGCAGCUUUCUAAGUGUUAUUUUCCUGAGCCUCCCUCGGCACCUUUGUUGGAAUUUUCUGGAAGACUUGUUGGGGAAACUUUAGUAAGGGUACUUUUUUCUAUUUUCCUUCUGUUUUGGGCGGCAUACACAUUUAUGCGGCACCAAAACAAUGGCUCAAUUGUGUUUAACUCUGUAUUUUGACUGUUGAGGCGAAAACUAAGUCAUCCUUGUGUUUGUGGCUGUCCGUGUCCUUAACAAGCCAAGGGGCAGGAGACACCCUCUCUUUCCCCCUCCCCCAAGAGCAGUAGAGAAUUUAAGCACAAGCCUAUUUGUGAAAGAAUAUUUUGCUUAAGUGUAAUUCCUUUAGUGCUGGACUUCCUUCCCAAAUGUCAGGUGUUCUUCUAGCUUUCAAACUAGCCUGUGUAUCCAUUAGUCUGACAGAUCGCCUGAGCAAUCGUUAAAGGGAUGUGGUGUUUUGUUGUUUUUUUUUUUUUCCUUGCAUUUCUCCUGUGGGGAGAAGUGUCUGUUCAUGUUUCAUUCCCAGUAUCUCACGGACUCACAUGGGGUGGGGGUGGGGGGUGGGGAACUAUAGCAAUAUUUACAGAUGCUUUGGGAACACAUCAGCACCGUUACAUAUAACAACUACUGGCUAUUGGCCCUCAGACACAUUUAAAGAGAAGAGAGAGACUCACUCGCUUUCUUUUCUCAGGUGAUACUCAUAUCAGCAUUUUUAUCCUGCUCCUCACAGUCUUUCCUCCUUCUCUAGUACUUUUUGGAAAGGGUCUGCACCGUACGUAGGUUUUCGUUCUAAUAUAUCGCCAAGCACCUACUUCCCCGGCAUCUCCAGUCAGUAUGUUUGUCAAGAGUUCUUCUAGUAAAGCUGGCUCUCUGAAAGUAAAGCUAAACCAAACCCACACUGGGAUUGUGGUGAAAGGAAACCGUGGUCAGGGUGCCUGGGGCAGAUCUCCAUCUUGGGGCUGAGUGUUAGGAGGAGGAAUGGGUUGGUGGCCUCUCCCAAGAGCAGGUUUUUCCUGUAGAGUCAUUAGCAUGUCUAGUACCUCCUAUUCUUAGCAGUUCCUGCCACGGAGCUUUCUUGAAGGACUAUUGCAUUCUGCGCAGCCCAAGCAAGAGAUGGGGUGGUUUUGGUGCCUAGAGUCCCAACAGCAGGCCCAUGUGCAAUGUCCCAAGCCACCAAUUGGGAUUUUAUUGAUGCCACUCCAACCUCUGGACUCUCCCUUAGGGGUGGGAGUGGGGCUCGGACAUGAUGCUAGAGCCAGAGUUAGGGACAAGUGAUCGGAAUGGAACAUUUUCCCAUCUAUGGGAUUAGACUAAAUUCAGUGUGAUUUCUCUUUCCCCUUUCAAACCUUAUUCAGGAUGGGACUCAUUUCUUUCUGGUGGAUCACAGCUGCCCAGAUGUGUAGACUGAAUUCUUUGUUCUAUAGAGAAGUCCUUUUCUUUCAUCUUCAGCAGGGUUUUUAUUUUAUUUUUUUGCCACCAAAAGAAAACAUUGGAGCAUUCAUCCCCUCUUGAUCGUGACUUUCCAGUGUUGACAGUUCAGUUAUUUGUGUUGUAGGUCCCAGCCCACCAGUACUAUAUCAAACACUGUUAGGCACAUGAUGCAGCACUGUGAUCUAAUUUAAAUAAUACUUUUUUAUUAUUUAUACUACUAUAUAUAAUAUACAUCAACACUUUUGCUAUAUAACCUAAGUGAUAAACCCUUUUUUUUUUUUUUUGGUUACCUGUCAGACUUUAGACUUUGGUUUCUAUUGCAGUUAACACAGUUACAGAAUUGUAAUGGUGUCUUGUUUUUUUUUUUUGUUUGUUUGUUUGUUGUUUGCUUUGUUUCCUUUUUUUCCUUUGUAACGGAAUGUGUAAAUCAAAGUAUAUACAUUGUGUGGUGUUCCUGUUUCUUGGGAUGUCAUGAGGAGUUACACACAGCAUUCAGUGUUCUGUAUAGACCUGCCCACCUUUGUGAAUUCAUCUGUUAACUCCUCCUCCUCCUCCUCCUCCUCCUCUGAGAGCGCGCCAGCCAUGGUGGCUAACUCCCAGCGUCCUCUCUCCUGCUGGCUAUUCUUGAAUUAAGCACAGACUCUUCCACUCGGUUGCUUUGUCAUGAAUAAUGGGUGUGACUUGGUACUCUUCUACCCUUCAGCAAACAAGUGCUAGCCUCACUGACCAAAAAUUAAGGAAGGAAAACACCAUUUUUAAAACGAUCCACCUUUUCAUGGCCGAGACGGAUGUUAGUCUACGGUGCUGCCUCGUGCUGUCGAGCCUCUGGAAUGAGACCGCUGUGCAAUGACCAUUUCUGACUUGCUGUGGGAUGCUCACAAGUACCCUUCCUGUCUCGUUAGUAUUGGAAUCAAGACUUUAUUUGGAAUCUAUACAGCAGUGUUCCUCCACUGUGUUUCAUUUGCAAAAGUAGAGAACAUGCCUUCUCCACCCUUUUGCAAAUAAUUGAUGCUCCAUAUUGGAUUCUCAAAAGACUUCGAUAUGGUGAUCCUGUCAAACCUAGAAAUUGUAUUAUCUUUCCAUACCUGACUUCCCCGUUUCUCCUGUUUUAGAGGAAACAGCACACUUUCGGUUACGGACACAGUCUCCAUUUCUAGAGUAUGUGUUGAAGCCAUUCAAGGAGAUAGCAGGCUCAGCCAGACUCACCCGUGGUUCUCCCCGCCUGUCCUGCCAUGGUGACCAUGGGGAGAGAAAAACAAUCUGUUGUGUGUCUGGGAAACAGCUACAUAAGACUUUUUUUUUUUUAACAACUCUGUAACACUUCUGAGUUUUGUUCUAAUUUUACAGAAAACAAGACCACAAUGAUAAAGCAGAAGACCACGAGGUUUGUGGCUGAAUCUUAGGGUCACCUGACCUUUCCUGGCCAACAGGCCUACAUGGCCAAAUUAAUUUACAAGAGUAAUAAUUUCUUCAGAAGCCAAUUUUUUUUCUGUAUUUCUGUACAAAACUGCCAAUUAUCAUGAACAGAAGGGGAGAACCAUAAAGGAGAAAGAAAAUGAUGUUCUGUGGUGUUUGCAUUAGCCUAAAGCAGCUGUGUGGAGAUGACUCCAUCAGCCGGGCUCCGGGGACUUGGUGUUGCUUGGGAGGGGUCCAUACAGCAUUUUGCGUUCUUCAUGUGUAAUCAUAUUGCCAAAGACAAACUACUUCAUCAUUUAUUGUAAAUAACACUUCCCCAGACCUACCAUAAAGUUUCUGUGAUGUAUUGUCUUCCAGUUGCAAUAAAAUUACUGAGUUGCAUCAA
This is a messenger RNA of Apodemus sylvaticus (European woodmouse), 7881 nucleotides long. RefSeq names its product forkhead box N3 (gene Foxn3). The coding region runs from base 339 to 1766 and encodes 475 amino acids. Gene Ontology annotation, biological process: regulation of DNA-templated transcription. The transcript has 9 exons. Lineage: Eukaryota; Metazoa; Chordata; Mammalia; Rodentia; Muridae. Gene Ontology annotation, cellular component: nucleus. The record is from RefSeq and is a predicted model, not a curated record. Gene Ontology annotation, molecular function: cis-regulatory region sequence-specific DNA binding; DNA-binding transcription factor activity.